Molecule: messenger RNA, 2312 nt
Organism: Linum trigynum
Lineage: Eukaryota; Viridiplantae; Streptophyta; Magnoliopsida; Malpighiales; Linaceae
Source: the annotation of a GenBank genome assembly
UGGCCAAUUCAAACUAUGUUGGAGAUGGUUUAAGUCAGAAAGCCGGAUAAACAAUGCCCAGGCCUAAGAGGAAAAAAAGCCUUUCCACGGACGAGGUUGGGUCAGCUCUCUUCUUUUAGCCCAUCUCUAAAAAGGAAUUAGGCCCAUCACAUUGCGGUGGCGAGAUGGCAAUUUUGUAAUCUGGCUUAUACUUAGCCGGUACUUCCUGUUUCUUCUUUUGGGAUUUGGAUAGGCUCUUCUCCCCUAUCUGUUCUAAGGAGCUUCUGGUCAUGGCGUCCUCCUCCAUCACUUCGAAUUUUUAUACCAGGUUCGAGAACCCUAUUCCAUAAAGCUUCGAUUUCCUUUGUUAGUGGUAGUAAUUUUGUGGAAAGGUUCUUGCUUGGCGCUCGGUUGGCUUCGUAUCUCAGUUUCUGUUGAACGUUUCUGGCUAGCUUAAUUACUGGAAUAUAGCUUGGGAUUCUCAGGUGAAAGGUUAUUAUUAACUACAGCGUUCUAGCCCUAGAGUUUUUAUUUGGCUUUUACGAAACCCUGCCUUCCCACGUUCGUAUGUGGAGUCAUAUAACUUCCAGUGGAGCUUUUCCUCGCUGAAAAUGUCGAGUGAACUGAACUACAUUUUGCUUCGAGAAGCACCUAUGUAAAAACAGUCGCUUUCAGAAUGUGCAGUCAGGUUACUUGCGCAAUAGUUCAAGGGAGACGAGUUACUGUCCGUAUGAUGGUUUUUUAUAAUGAAUUGAACAGAAUUUGAAUUAGCCUUCAUGGCUGAAGAUUUGUAAAAUGUGCUAGAGUAUGUUUCUUUGUUCCUUCUUUGAUCCGUUUGGUAUGCAAGUAAAUGUAGCAUGAGUUGAGGUAUCUAAAAUCUCAGAUGUAAUUUGCCUUCUGAUGUUUUCAGCAAUCUGAGAUCUGUGUUUUGGGGCGAGAGUAGCAGAAUCUGUGUAUCUCACACUCCAGUUUCUCGUUUGAGUUUCCCGAGGAGGAGUAUCGAAUGUAAGGAGUCAAGAAUUGGUAAGCUGCCGAUUCAAGUUCCAGAGAAUGUGACAAUCACAUUGGAAUCCCAGGAACUGAAAGUCAGGGGACCUUUGGGAGAACUCUCUAGGGUUUACCCCUCGGAAGUCAAGCUCGAGAGGCAAGAGGAUGGAACCAUUCGUGUUAAGAAGGCGACGGAGACCAGAAGGGCCAACCAAAUGCAUGGACUUUAUAGGUAAGCUCUCAACUCUAUUGAUUGCAUGGCUUUGCUUCCACAGUGGUUCUUUGUGUAUGAUAGGAGAAUGUGUUUGAUAGAAAACUUGCUCGAUUUUCAGAAACUGAUUGGUUCGACAUUUUGAGGACUUCUAUGAGUUAUGUAGUCUAUUUUAAGUCACGAAGAAGUUUGUGUUGGAAUUCAGCUACUGAUAUGUUAAUGACUGGAGUUUUAGUUGAUUACUGAACUCGAUGGCUAGAAGUGUGAAAUGAGUUAUCAUGUAUUGAUGUAAGCUUCUUGUUGUCAUCUAAGAAUUUGUGGUGCUCUUAGCUAGUAUAGCUGGAACAAAUUGAAAACAGAAGCUUGAGGCUGUGUUCUUGUCAAAUUUACUUACAACCUUUAAUGACUCUGACUACCCUUUGCAAAUUGGCGUCCUCUCAGGACACUUACCGACAACAUGUUGGUGGGAGUAUCGAAGGGGUUCGAGAAGAGGCUUCAGUUAGUCGGAGUUGGUUAUCGUGGAACAGUUGAAGGAAACGACUUGGUUUUAAGUCUAGGGUUUUCUCAUCCAGUUAGGAUGAAAAUUCCGGAUAACUUGAAGGUGAAGGUGGAAGAGAACACCAGAAUCAUAAUCAGUGGGUAUGACAAGUGUGACAUUGGCCUGUUUGCUGCUUCGAUUAGGCGAUGGAGGCCCCCCGAGCCGUACAAAGGUAAGGGUGUGAGGUAUGCUAAUGAGGUUGUGAGAUUGAAGGAAGGAAAAGCAGGGAAGAAGAAGUAAAUGAUUGUUUUCAUUGUUUCUUUUUGGUGUUUUUGUACUUGUAUUCGUGCCGGUGUUUUACCAGCAGUAUGAAUGAUAACCCUGACAGAAGGUCUGUCUAUGAACGAACAAAAUCAAUCAUGAGAUUAGUUUCUUCAGUGUAUUAUUUAAUGACCUCCAACUCCAUGUUCUUAUGAUGGUGAAAACUCGAGAACUUCCUCUGUUGUACAUGCUCUUUACUGAUCUCUGCCAUUGGAGAUUAGGAGAACCUGGCCAUUCAAGCUUUAAGACAUAAGACCCUUGCUAGGAACGAAACCACAAGUUAUGAAACCAAAAAGAGAAUAGAUGCAAAAGUACAGAUAAACAACCUUAGUCUGG